CCCGGUGGUGCAAAUGGCCACGCUGACCUACGAGACGCCCCAAGGAUUGAGAAUUUGGGGUGGAAGACUAAUAAAGGAAAGAAAUGAAGGAGAGAUCCAGGCAAUUCACUAUUUGUGGCUUCCUUUAUUAUAAAUAAGAGUUGGCACACUUUUUCCACAAAGGGCCAGAUGGUACAUAUUUUAGGCUUUGCUGGCUAUAUGGUCUCUGUUAUGACUACUCAGUUCUGUGUUGUAGGGGGAUAGUGACCGAAAAAAUAUGUGAAUGAGUAUACAUGGCUGUGUUCCAAUAAAACUUUACUUAUAAAGCCCCUGUUAGAAAUGGUUCUCAGAGAAAAUCCUGGUCCUUAUCUUCUCCCAGUACUGAUAUGCACCAUUUUCAGUAGAUGCUGAGAAGUAGGAUUAAAGGAUAUAUGCUGUUUUAAUUAUACAUAAUAGAGAUGUCCACUCAUCAUUUGAAGAUUUAUUUAGGUUUUUGCUUAAAAUGUAGGAGGACCCCUACCUGGAUCUUCAGAAUCUUCAGACCCUUUCUUGGGAUUAGGCGGAAACUGGGUGUAGUCUGAGAUUCCAGCAGGAAUAUCUCUGACUUCACUGUAAUUGCUGUUGGUGACAGUGCCCGGAUCCGCCUUCACCUUUUCCCAGACAACUUGGUGUUCCUGCUGCCCUGGAGCCUGCGGGAGGCAGUGGGCCCUACCAGGCCAGGCACUGAGCUGUGCUAGUUUGAUUAUAGCACAUGCUUGGGCUCUCCUUGUAGCUAUCAGAGCUGCCAGGUGGUUUGGGGUUGGUGUAGAUCAUCUGCUUCUCUGUGAUUCUCAAAGCAGGUUCUGCCUCAGACACAGCCACAAAACAACCCUGCAAACACUAGCUUACAUGAUGGUUUCACUGGAAGCAAAGGUUCUGAUAUUCUGGAAGUGGGCUUCAGUUACCCUGUAUUACUCAUGGGUAACCCCAAGUCCCCUGAACCCUCAGAGUUGACACCUGAAGACCAUCUCUAAUGGUAUAGGCCUCACCACCUUCUCACUACCCUGUUCUUAUAAGGCUGGGUGGUUCCUAAAAUAUUAAUAUUUUAACCAGUCUGGUAUCUUGAGUGCUUGAAUUUUGCUAAUGAGAACCCACCAGUACCAUUUGCUGGGAUUAUUCAUGCUAGAGAGCAGGCUCUGGAGAGCUGAAGCAGGCCUGCCCAGGAGUGUGGCCGCCUGCCCACCAGGUGUGAGCUCCUGGUGAGGACAAGCAGCUACCCUGUGAGUAUAACUUAGGCUUAAACUGACUCCUCUCAGCCCUUUUUUUUUUUUUUUUUUUUUUUUUUUUUUUUUUUUUCAAGACAGUCUCACUCUGUUGUCCAGGCUGGAGUGCAGUGGCGUGUCUCAGCUCAUUGCAACCUCCACCUCCCAGGUUCAGGCAAUUCUUCUGUCUCAGCCUCCCGAGUAGCUAGGUUUACAGGUGCACGCUGCCAUGCCUAGCUAAUUUUUUAUAUUUUUAGUAGAGAUGGGGUUUCAUCAUAUUCCCCAGGCUGGUCUUGAACUCCUGAGCUCAGGUAAUCCAUCUGCCUCGGCCUCCCAGAGUGCUAGGAUCACAGGCAUGAGCCACCAAGCCGGCUGUCCUCCUGGCCUUAGGCCUUAAUACUCCAUCACAUUCUUUAAAGAUCACAGGAAGUCCCCCAGGGGCCACUGGACUAUUUCUGUAUUUUUUCUGAUGACCUCAGGAUAAUUUUGUUCUGUUUCAGUUUGGUUUUUUGCUUGUCCCAGUCCCUAUCAUCCUUGGGCCAGUGUUAGGAGGUAUGAGCUUAUCUGCUUGCGCCUGGGCCCCAGACUUUCCCUGCUCCUUCCCUACCUUCCAAGUGGCUUUUUAAGUAGCAGCUUCCAGUGCAACCGAGUGAGCCUCAGCUUCCUCCUCUGCUCUUGAGUCCUCUCAUAAAGGGGACAUGCAGGGAGAAGAGAAGCCUUGUGGGAGGCUCCUGUUGUCACCCGCGUGAACAGAGGGAUUGCAGGUUUGUGACUUUACCGUGACUGAAAUGUGCUGUCACUCAAACAACCAUGUCUUUAUUAACUUCUGCACUCGGAGGACUCCCUCGUGAGGCCCAUGGACAGGACAAAUGGCUCGGUGCAAGCUGCAGCCCGGGCUCCUGAGCUUCCUUCGUACCGCACAGUCCUGGGAGCCGAUUCAAAAAGCAGUGAUGUUGACGUCACUUCAGACCAGGAAGAGUCAGUGGCUUGGGCCUUAGCACCUGCAGUGCCUCAAAGCCCUCUGAAAAAUGAGUUAAGAAGGAAAUACUUGACCCAAGUGGAUAUACUGCUACAAGGUGCAGAGUAUUUUGAGUAUGCAGCUAACAGAGCUGGAAAGGAUGCACGUGUGACUCUGCUCCCUUCACUGGCCUCACCCGCCAUGCCUGCCCCUGGAAACUGCCAUUGUGUCUCCGGAAAGAGUCCUGGUGACCCAGCGAAACCAGCGCCAUCUCCCAGAGAAUGGGGUCCUUCGCAUACUUCCUCCACAGACAUGGCCUUAGUACCUAGAAAUGACAGCCUCUCCCUACAAGAGAUCAGUGGCAGCAGCUUCUCAAGCAGCCAGCCCUUUGAAGACGAUGGCAUUUGUGACGUGACCAUCAGUGACCUGUACGCGGGGAUGCUGCAUUCCAUGAGCCGGCUGUUGAGCACAAAGCCGUCGAGCAUCAUCUCCACUAAAACCUUCAUCAUGCAAAACUGGAACUCCAGGAAGAGGCACAGAUGUAAGAGCAGGAUGAACAAAACGUACUGCAAAGGAGGCAGGCGUUCUCAGAGGAGCCCCAAGGAGAGCUUCGUAACCUGCUCUGAGCCUGUGAAAGAGACAGGAGCAUUAAGAGACUGCAAGAACUCACUAGAUGUUUCUUGCCGUAAGACAGGUUUAAAAUUGGAAAAAGCUUUUCUUGAAGUCAACAAGCCCCAAAUCCGUAAGUUACAUCUGAGUUGGAAGGAGCUGAAAGUGACACCCUCGAAGUAUUCUUCCUUGACUUAUUUUAGCUCCAGUGCAACGCACAAUCUUGAUAAGGAAAAUAGAUUUUGGAAAUUAAAAUGGUUAAUUUCUCCCGUAAAAAUAGUUUCCAAACCAAGAAUACGACAGGGCCUUGGAGAGAACCAUCAGAGGGAGAUUGAAAUCCGAUUUGAUCAGCUUCAUCAGGAAUAUUGCCUGAGUCCCAGGAGCCAGCCUCGCCGGAUGGGCCUCCUGGACUCCUGGGCCGUGAACUUGUACAGAGGGGGUCCUGUGAGCCCAGGUGGCCUUCAGGGCUUAGAAACCCGCAGGCUGAGUUUACCUUCCAGCAAAGCAAAAGCAAGAAGUUUAAGUGAGACUUUUGAAAACCUGGGCAAAAGUUGUCUGGAAGCAGGUAGGUACCUGCCCAAGAGCAAGUCCUCUUCGUCAUUUCCAGAGACCAACAUCCCAGCUCGCACGCAGCAGACGUCUGAUCUUCAUGUUCAAGGAAACCAUUCUGGAAUAGUUAGAAAGUCAUUGUCGCCCAGCAAAACUCUUUCAGUCCCAGAUAAAGAAGUGCGAGUCCGUGGAAGGAAUCGUUACGAUGAAAUAAAGGAAGAAUUUGACAAGCUUCAUCAGCAGUAUUGUCCCAAAUCCCCUGGGCAGAUGAAGGUGCCUUUAUGUGUUGGAGUCUCUCCAGAUGAAGCGAGUGCGGAAGUUGGGUAUCGAGCAGACGGCUUUUCAGAAAAAUUAAAUCCAGACCCUCGCUUCCAGGGUUUCUGGAAGUUGCCGUCAUCACCCCUGGGGUGCAGAAAAAGUCCACUGGGCUCAACUGCAACUGAGGCUCAUUCAUCUACGUGUGUUGCUUGUGCCACCAGGAGGGACCAUCAGUUCCCUGCGAAAAGACCCAGGUUAUCAGACCCUCAGGGCUCCGGAUACCAGGCCGAUGCCCGGGGUGCCUCAGGUGGGGUGGGCAACGCUGUCAGACCAGGAGAGCAGGGCAGCUCUUCACAGCCCAACUCAGAAGAGAGGAAGAGGAAAGAACACGUCUUAGAGGAUGGAAAAGAAAAGUGGCAUUGCGCUAGAAAACUUCCAAGCUAAAAGUCUGUAGCUGGGUAUCGUGGAGUGUUACUUCUCUUCUCCCUUGCUCUCUGCUUCUAUUUUUGUUCUGUUUUUAAUUCUUGAGACACUGUGAGGAGUUGGUUGACUUCUCUGCCCUUAAAGCAAUUGUUAGUGAAACUGGCUCCAUCAGAGAUGAGCCUCCAGUUCUUGCUGUAGAAAUUAUGUGAAUAAAGUUGCUCACUUAGAAUUUUUAGGGGACCCUUCGAUA
Molecule: messenger RNA, 4267 nt
Organism: Callithrix jacchus (white-tufted-ear marmoset)
Lineage: Eukaryota; Metazoa; Chordata; Mammalia; Primates; Cebidae
Source: RefSeq, a predicted model, not a curated record